AUGUUUGCUCAGCGCCUCAAAACCGUCCUCGUUCGGAACCUUUGCUUUUGUUUCCGCCGCCUUCGCUUUCGUCGUCGCAUCCUCCUUCUUCUCACCUCCUUCGCCGUCGCCUCUGGCGCCUUCGCGUUGGCGAUGCGCAACUUCUCCGGCCCCUCAGUCUCCGUGCGCGAGACAAGAGUUGGUGGAAAGCGAUACGGGCCGCGAAAGGCGUGCGAGCCUUCAGACCGCCUCAAUGGUCGAUACGACAUCGUCGAGCGACUUGGCUCUGGGCAGCAUUCCACUGUGUGGUUGGCGACAGAUACGAGCGGCCAUGGUGUUCAGGUCGCCAUCAAAGUGCUCACCAACGAGGUCACUGCACUGCAGGGCACCGUGGCUUACGAGCUUGACGUCCUGCAACGUAUCCGAAAGGCGUCCCAGUCCUCAGUAGAGGUGGCUGGCUUCAAGCAAGUUCUGCAGCUUGUCGACCACUUCCGCGUAAACGGGCAGUAUGGCGACCAUCUUUGUCUCGUGACAAAGGUGCUCGGACAGGAUCUUCUGAGCGUGCAGAGAGGUUACCCUGGCCGUCGCAUCCCUGUACCCCUGGUCAAGCACAUUGCUCGACACAUGCUGCGAGCUCUUGCCUUCGUUCAUGACACGUGCCACGUUGUGCAUACUGGUCAGUUUGUCAUGGACAUCAAGCAGGACAACAUUCUCUUCGAUACGUAUGGUAUUUGCGCACCCGAUCUGGUAGCGGCAGACGUGGUGCUGGCGGAUUUUGACACAGCCGUGCCCGAGGACGGGGAUCACCAGCGUCUCAUCCAACCAGAGGCUCUGCGUAGCCCUGAGGUAAUCCUCGGCUGCUCAUGGGGAGUCAAAGCAGACAUAUGGAAUAUGGGCUGCUUGAUCUUCGAGUUACUCACGGGGAAUCCCCUCUUCUCUCGCAAGCCUGCGCGGACGUCUACUGGCGAAAGUACUCCAGAGCAGGGUCACUUUGCAGCAAUCUAUGCUAUUCUCGGCCAAGGUGAAGACUUCACGAAGCUGAUCCAGUUCUUUUACUCGGGAUCGAACUUUCACGAGUUCUUUGACAUUCAAGGCAAGCGAUGA
Molecule: messenger RNA, 1083 nt
Organism: Schizophyllum commune H4-8
Lineage: Eukaryota; Fungi; Basidiomycota; Agaricomycetes; Agaricales; Schizophyllaceae
Product: kinase-like protein
Exons: 6
Coding region: 1-1083 (360 amino acids)
Biological process (GO): regulation of mRNA processing; spliceosomal complex assembly; protein phosphorylation
Molecular function (GO): ATP binding; protein kinase activity
Source: RefSeq, a predicted model, not a curated record